This is a messenger RNA of Nasonia vitripennis (jewel wasp), 5275 nucleotides long. It is a transcript of the gene KCNQ, whose product is annotated as potassium voltage-gated channel subfamily KQT member 1. The record is from RefSeq and is a predicted model, not a curated record. The transcript is spliced from 15 exons. The coding region runs from base 785 to 2866 and encodes 693 amino acids. Gene Ontology annotation, molecular function: voltage-gated potassium channel activity. Gene Ontology annotation, biological process: transmembrane transport; potassium ion transport. Gene Ontology annotation, cellular component: membrane; voltage-gated potassium channel complex. NCBI's taxonomy places the organism in Eukaryota, Metazoa, Arthropoda, Insecta, Hymenoptera, Pteromalidae.
GGGGUUGCGCCGCCGUCGCUCCGCAGACUGACUCGGACUACUCGGCCGAGAGCGGCUCGAGCGAGAGCAGUGAUAUCGCGUGUACUAGUGAGCCGAGAGCCCGGGAAGAGACCAGCUGCAGCUCUGAUCGUUAUCGUCUGCGUGUAUACCUCUGCUCGCAGCGCACGUGUUGCUGGGGGCUGUAUACCAGUGUGAUCGUCCGCGCGUGUGAUGAUCGUGAAGCUUUGUGCGACGACGACGACGACGACGACGACGACGACGACGGAGGAGGAAACAAAGGAAUGAGUGUCAAGGCCGAGCUGCUCGAUCGUCGCGCGUUCGUUUCUCAGCGAGCCGGAAACGUGCGGGCUGGAGCUUUCUACUGGCCUUACGGUCUGGUCCUCUUGACAAUCGCCGGGCAAAUGGACGCCGACGUCGCCACGAGCUUCUCGUCGGCGUAGAGAGGUUGCAAAGGCUGCUGGCUCGGCGUAGCUGUACCCCAAGCAUCGGCACAGGCAGCGCUAGAGGGAAGUCCCGUGGUGUCGCGCUCCGGGACAUGGUCGGUGGGACGGCCAGGCGAUGACGACGUUCGAGCUCGCUCACCGCUGCACGCAAUCGUCAUCUCCUGCAUCGGCUCGGAUCCACGAGGAUCUGUCCUCGUCGUCGGCAACGAGAGGCCCGAUAGGAAGAAGGCAGAGAAGAAGCAAGAGGAAGGAGGAAGCGGCCGGCCGUUACAAGCGGCUGCUGCGGAAGCGAUUCUCGCCCAGAUCCUCGUCCUCCUCUUCUCGCGGGAGGCCCAGCAGGCAUGAGAGAUCGUCCGAGGCAGUACCACAAUACCCACUCCCACCACCAUCGCGAUCACUUUCACCUGCAAGCAAUGCCUCUCGAAGAGGUCCAAGGACUCCUGCCGCCAUCUUCCAAGACAGGUAACCGCGGCUCGCUCAACGUCACGAUAACCCAGCUCGGCGUCGGUCCCAGCAGCAAUGCCGCCCAGCCCAAGAGCAGCGACCUGUUCCACCUGGAGCCGACGGUCGACGUCCGACCCACUCCCUCGCCCCUCUCGGACACUACCACUCUGCAGUCGGACAACGUCGACGCCUUCACCGGCGUCGACCCGAGGCUGCAGCUGGGAAGCGUCAGCGGCGAGCGAAACACGUGGGAAGGCCGCUACCGCGUGAAAGAGCAUCGACGCGCUGGAAAGGCAACUUUCCAGGGCCAAGUCUAUAACUUCCUGGAACGUCCCACGGGAUGGAAAUGCUUCCUCUACCACUUCUCGGUGUUCAUGGUGGUAUUGGUGUGCCUUAUAUUUAGUGUAUUAUCAACGAUUGACGAGUACAGUGAUUUUGCGAAUGAAACUUUGUUUUGGAUGGAAAUAUGUCUGGUCGUGUUUUUCGGCGUCGAGUACAUCGUGCGGCUAUGGAGCGCCGGCUGUCGGUCCAAGUACAUGGGCUGCUGCGGCCGAAUGAGAUUCAUUCGAAAGCCGAUAUGUAUUAUAGAUUUGAUCGUCGUGGUGGCCUCGAUGGUAGUUCUCUCGGUCGGCAGCAACGGGCAGGUCUUUGCCACUUCCGCCAUUCGUGGCAUCCGAUUUCUGCAAAUCUUACGAAUGCUCCAUGUAGAUCGCCAAGGAGGUACCUGGAGACUUCUUGGAUCCGUAGUUUUUAUUCAUCGCCAGGAAUUAAUAACCACGCUGUACAUAGGAUUUCUCGGUCUCAUAUUUAGUAGUUACUUUGUAUACUUGGCUGAAAAGGACGUGGUCGGACCGCAAGGGAAGGUAGACUUUGCCAGUUACGCCGACGCUUUGUGGUGGGGAGUGAUAACCGUCACAACGAUAGGAUACGGCGACGCGGUCCCCCAGACGUGGAUGGGAAAGAUCGUCGCCUCCUGCUUCAGUGUCUUUGCCAUAUCCUUUUUCGCACUUCCAGCUGGAAUCCUCGGUUCCGGCUUCGCGCUCAAGGUGCAGCAGAAGCAGCGCCAGAAGCACUUCAACCGUCAGAUCCCCGCGGCGGCGAUGCUGAUCCAGUGUCUGUGGAGAUGUCACGCCGCGGAAAAGUCGACCAACAGCGUGGCCACCUGGAACAUCUACGUGAAGGACACCGCGCCACAGGGACAGCCAGCCACGCCGCUCGGAAAGUCUCUGAUCAUCCAGGUGGCUAAAAAGGCGAGCGUCUUGAAGCGGCGAAAGUCGCGCAACCGAAUGGACGUCCAGCAGCUCGACUCGUCCCAGCAGCAACAACAGCAGCAACAGUCAUCCCAGCCGUCUGCUACAAGUGUGCUGCAACAGCCGGGCGUCAUCAAUCCAAACGCCCCGACUACCGGUACCCAGAGCUCCCAGACCGACAACGAGGGCGACAUCAUCUUCUACAUGGAGGAGCCCAAGGCCUGCACCCCCAACCGAGUCAGGAGGGAAAACCGGGGAAGCCUGUUCACUUCGCAGACUAGUUCCGUGACGGAAGCGGCCAGCGAUGAGAUCGACAUCGACAUGGACGAGCCCCAACGAGUGACGACAUUGACGGAGGCACACCGGAACGCGAUAAGAGCCAUUCGUAAGAUCAAGUACUUCGUUGCUCGUCGCAAGUUCCAGCAGGCACGCAAGCCAUACGAUGUACGGGAUGUCAUUGAGCAGUACAGCCAAGGUCACCUCAACAUGAUGGUGCGAAUAAAGGAGCUGCAGAGGCGACUCGACCAAACUUUGGGUAAGCCGGGUAGCUACCUUGCAGGAAUCGAUCGGUCAGGUAACAUCAAGCCAAUGACAAUAGGCGCGCGCCUCUACAGAGUGGAGCAGCAGUUGUCGAUAAUGGACAAGAAAUUAGACCAGCUCAUGUACGUACUGAACGCGGUUGCACAAAAGCAGCAAAUUCCCCUGCGCAGCAUCGAGGACGAAGUUUGAACGUGAAGGUACGUGUGUGUGUGUGUGUGUGUGCGUGCGGGGCGCUUAUGAAAUUCUAACGAUCGCUAAACAACUCCGCUAAUACCUGCAUCGAUAUUAUUAUAUACUUGUGCGUAUAGCGUGAUUGUCCUCUGCCAGCGAUAUAGUGAAAAUUAUUAAAAAAAAAAAAUUCUAUCACGUGUACCGCAUGAAAUUUUAAAGCUGACAGAGGGCGAGAGGCUUAUACAGGUCGAAAGAACGCAAUAAAAAAAAAACUGAAGUUAAUUAUACACAAGCGCACAGCAGAAUAAAUGAUCACACAAACUGUCGAUCUAUGUCGUACAGCUAUACGCUAUAUAGAAGAAAAAUAAUGAAAUAACUAUAACGAAGCGCUCUUUCGCUCUACUAUAUCGCUAUAUAUUAUAUAUAAGCAUCGGACAUCUAGCGUGUGCGUGACGUGUAUAUUAUGCAUACGCGCAUAUAUACCUGCGCGCAGCUAUUCGUUUUAACUUUAAUCGCUCUCUCUCUCUCUCUCUCGCGUAUGCGCCAACACCUCCUCUGUACAUAGUGUAAGAUAUAUUGAAAAGAAUAUUCCAUUAUCGAAUAUAAUAAUUAUUAUAUGAACUAUCGUCGCAACGACCUUUUCGUUCUCGAGCACCAAUAUACCGUUUGUACAUCUCAACGAUAUAAUAUAUCGUUAUAAGAUAUUCUCUAUAUAGAUAUGUUUACAUUGUUUGUAUAAGCUUGUUAUAUAUAGAUAUACUUCGUUAUGGGUAUAUAAGUUUUUAUUCAUUGUAUAUCGGUUGUAACGCGAGAGCUGAAUAUUUUGUAUGAUAUAAUUAGUGUUGUAUACGCUCGACAACUUUUUAACAGAUACUUUCAUUCUACGCAGUAUACGUGUGAUUAUGUUGGUAAAAUUUUUAUUCGCUGUUCAGAUCAGAUCCGAUUCGACUUUUACACUAUAUUAUACGAUGUGUAUAGUGAAAACGCUUAACGUAGUUAGGGCACAUUCAAUUUAUGUAUAUAUAGUCUAACAUCUACUUUUCUGUGAUUCAUAACUAGUAGUACGCAAUUAUAAAUUGUAGAUAUAUUGACACUGAAAUCAUACAAACAUUUUUUUUUUUUUUCUAAAUAACUCAAAGUAUUAUAAAAGGAUGAGUAUAAAGUAGUGUAAAAAUUUCUGAAAUGCAUGAUAACAUUGAAUAAUAAUGAGUGUAAUUAUUAUAAACAUGUGAAUAUAAGCAAUGCUGAAAUUGUAGAAAAAAUUAAAUUAUUAACGAUAUGCAACUGAAUUAUUUUUUUCGCGAUUCAAGCUGUUUUCGUAUACAUUUUAACACUGCAAAGGUACACUGAGUCACAUUAGGGACUGCUAAAGAUAUAUUUAAAAAAUAGAAAAUAUAUAGCAUGAAUAUAUGAUAGAAAAAUACAAGCAUAAUCUUUCACUUUGAAAAAGUCUUAAAAAGCCUCUUUUAUCUAAAUCUGACGAAUUCAGCAAAUUUAACAAUUAAGAUAAAACUUUUACUAUAGUGUAUUUUUGAAUCUUAAUGUAUGCGUACUAAAUUUCAUUCAUUACCACGUGUGGAACAUUUAUUAGAGAUUGUUCAUAUAACUUCGCCACGGCAGUGUACUAUUACAGUAUUAAAAUACAAGAGGAAUAUGGCUGAACUGCUGUGUACCAUAAUAAACGAGAAAUGCGAUACUCAAUUACUGCAAAAUUUUACGCAGCCAUAUAAAAGCUGAAUAAAUUCUCUUCUCCAUACAAUUCGCUACAAGUUUCAAACUCGAAAUUAAUAAUUUCGUCAUCAAAUAAAUACAUCAUGCGUACAAACAUAUCAUACGAAUUCCAGAAUAGAGCAAGUUAUCAAUUUUUUGUUCGACGAUUGAUUGCAAAUGGUUGAUGAAAUUAGAUUAUAGAAAAGCAAAGUGCCUAAGCGUCAUGGAAUCGACGCCACCAAGUUCGAGUUACUGAUGAUUUUAAGCCUUGGUUGCGUCAUGAAAAAACUGAUGAUUCUAUUAUUGGCUCUAUAUAACUACUAUAUAUUACUGUUUCACGGAUUAUUCCGCAAUAUAUUAUUGAAUUAUAUUAGAAAUUAUUAUCUUGCAUUGAAUAAUACAUAACUUACUUGAAUGAUUCUUCAUUACUAUACUAUUGGAUAUACGAAUUUAUAAGUACUCAUCAAACUAAUAAUAAUUUUCAAAAGUUCCUAAGUAUAAGCUUACAUUUCUUCGGUUGUACUGAACAGAAUAUAUGGAAUAUGCUUUGAAAACCUUACUUUUGGUAAAAAAACAACAACAAUGACAAACAAACAGUCGAAAUGAUUCCGUGAAAAUUGUGCAGCGUGUAUAAAAGUGUAAUAACCUUGGAGCAGUACGUUCGAAACGCUUAAUCAUAAGUGCGUAUAUAGAUGUGUCUACCUACGAUGAAAAAAA